Messenger RNA from Caenorhabditis briggsae, 1722 nucleotides. The coding region runs from base 1 to 1722 and encodes 573 amino acids. Gene Ontology annotation, cellular component: nucleus. The transcript is spliced from 9 exons. The record is from RefSeq and is a predicted model, not a curated record. Gene Ontology annotation, biological process: regulation of transcription by RNA polymerase II. NCBI's taxonomy places the organism in Eukaryota, Metazoa, Nematoda, Chromadorea, Rhabditida, Rhabditidae. Gene Ontology annotation, molecular function: RNA polymerase II cis-regulatory region sequence-specific DNA binding; DNA-binding transcription factor activity, RNA polymerase II-specific.
AUGCCAAGUCGUCGUGUUGAAAGACCACGCAAGGACACUACGUCUCAUCAAGGGACAUCCGAAGGGAUCGCUUUGAAGAGAAGAAGACUACCCGACUCCUCUGCAUCAGAAUCAGAACAUGAUGUUCAGGAGCUGAGACCCAAGAGAAAUUCGGCCAGACAUGUUAUUUACAAUGAACAUGACUCAGAUUUCGAAGACAGCUCGGAUUCUGACGAUACGGUCGUGGAAAAGACGGAGAAUGAACAAAUUCAACAUUCUCAGAAAAGAAAGAGAAAUAACUACACGGAAGAACAGAGAGAGAUACUUCACGCAAUGCUUUCUCAAACUCAUAACCCGUCAGAAGAGCAGAGAAAAAAAUUGGCGGAAGAAACCAAUCUUAGCACCCGCCAAGUACGGAAAUGGUUUGAUAACAAAAGACAGGAAAAUCCAGAAUGGGUGAAGGCAAGAGAGUCCAAUCCAGAAUGGGUGAAGAGACGCGAAGGAAUACUCUCAGGCGAAAAGAAGCUGAGAAUGGAGCAAGUCUUUGCUAUAAACCGUCGACCAGAUAAGGAAACGAUUGCAGCAUUAGUGUCAGAACUUGGAAUAACCAAAGAAAAAGUCGAAGGAUGGUUUUCGACAAAAAGAUAUAGAAAUCCGAUCGCUGAGGAAGUUCCACUUUUACUUUGCGAAGAAGACGCGAAGCCAAUUUUAAUGGAGUUCUUUAAACGAAAUCCAAAUUUUCGAGACUACAAGAAUGCGGAAUUGAAGGAAAAAACAGGAUGGCCAAGACAUCGACUGAGAGAAUUCUUCGAGACAUCCCGACAAGAAAAUGGGAUCGUCGACUCUCCACUCACUUACGACAAAGCCGAACCAAUUCUUAGGCAGAUUUUAGUUGAAGAUCCUUUGUUUUCGGAUUACCAGAAUGUCGAAUUAAAAGGAAAAAUUCACUGGUCGAGUCGAAAAGUUGAGGAAUGGUUCCGUCGACAACGCCACUUGAAAAAACAGAAUCAAUUCACAACUGCCAUGGAAACAUUCUUCCAAACCCAGCAAUUUCUUGAAAAACCAAAUAAAGCUUUGGAAUCGGAAUCGGGAGGCACUCGGAGAAGAGUGAAUAUUGGAAUACUUUCAUAUUCUGUAAUUAACAAUUUACAGAUCUUCAACUGGCUGGAAAACAAAAGAAAAACUACGCUAGAAUCAUUUUUGAAAAAGGAAAUUAUGUUGAAUGAAAUGCCAAAGGAAAUGGCGACCUUCGAGAGACUCUACGAGAAGUACGAUGCACCCACGGACGAAGAUGUAAUUCUUUACAUCGAGAAAAAAGAGAAUGUGUCGGGCGAUAGCUUCACGGUUUAUUUGGUGGAGCGAUGGACCGUAGUGAAAAAGCUUCAGCCCGGAGACGUCAAUGCAGGGGAAGACGAUUUCGCUGAUCCACUCGACGAAGAGUAUCCCAAUGACCCGGAAUUCGACUACCAGAUGAAUGAACACCAAGAAGAGGAUGAUAUGGAGAGCGAAGGGUAUGAAAUUGGCACACCAGAUGAAGCUCUAUUAGAUGAAGACGUCAAAGAUUUAACACUUUUCGGAAAUCCGAGAGAAGAUUAUCAGAGACCACCGAUAGUGAAUCACAUCAAAAAUGAAGUUGAUGACUUCGGAGACGAAACCCAAAAUAUGCCACGAUUUGUUCCUGCUCCAGGAUAUCGAGAUCAAAGCCAGGAACUGGAUGUUGAAGAAAAGUUUAUUAGAAGCUAA